UGACCGACGAUCCGUCCUCUUUAAAACCAAAGGCGAACUCUCGCUUUGCUAUGCGGGACCGAGAACCAUGAAAAUGCUUCGAUUCCGGAGCCCGAGCCUCUCCUCCCUCGCGCUGGAGCUCCAGUGCACCGUCCGGCUGCUCGACGACUCCGAGAUCUCCUGCAGCAUCCAGAGAGACACUAAAGGGCAGUUUCUGGUGGAUCAUGUGUGUAAUCACUACAGCCUGCUGGAGAAGGAUUACUUCGGCAUCAGAUAUGUGGACCCAGACAAACAGAGGCAUUGGUUGGACCCGAGCAAACCAGUAGUGAAACAGAUGAAAUGUCAGCAGCCGUACACCAUGUGCUUCAGGGUGAAGUUCUACCCUCAGGAGCCCAUCAAGAUCAAGGAAGAGCUGACAAGGUAUCUUCUGUAUCUUCAGUUGAAGAGAGACGUGUAUCACGGCAGGCUGUUGUGUCCGUUCGCUGAUGCUGCAUAUCUCGGAGCCUGCAUCGUCCAGGCUGAGCUGGGAGAUUAUGACCCCGAAGAGCAUCCUGCAGACUACAUCAGCGACUUCAAGCUCUUCCCUAAACAAUCGCUCAAACUGGAGCGCAAGAUCAUGGAGAUCCACCAGAAUGAGCUGAGAGGUCAGUGUCCCGCACUCGCAGAGUUAAACCUCCUCCAGAGGGCUCACACGCUGGACACUUAUGGAGUGGAUCCACACCCCUGCAAGGAUUUCACAGGAUCCACAGCCUUCUUAGGAUUCACCGCAAGAGGGUUUGUGGUUUUCCAGGGAAAUAAGAGGAUCCACCUUUUAAAAUGGGCAGAUGUCAGCAAAUUCAAGUUUGAAGGAAAAACCUUCUAUGUGAUUGGAGUGCAGAGAGAGAAGAAACUGGUGCUGACCUUCCACACCUCCACACCAGCAGCCUGUAAACACCUGUGGAAAUGUGGCGUGGAAAACCAGGCCUUUUACAAAUGUGCAAAGUCGAGUCAGAUCAAGACUGUGUCCAGCAGCAGUAUAUUUUUCAAGGGCAGCCGAUUCCGCUACAGUGGUCGUGUGGCUAAAGAAGUGAUUGAAGCCAGUUCAAAGAUUCAGAGGGAUCCUCCUGUUGUCCACAGGUGUCAGUUUGGUCAAAGCAGAAGCUUUACGUCACUCAGUCAUAAACAGCUCAUAAUGAAUAUGGAGCCGCUUUUACCAGCUUUAAGCUCCAGCAGGGAAAACAGAGACUCCUCAGCGGAACACGGACUUUCGGCUCUGAAAGACUGCGUUCACUUGUCCCCGCUGAAGCCAUCAGUCACUCCUGAGGAAGCAGAGAUGGAGGAGAUGAUGAACUUCAGCCAGGACAGACGAGAAGAUGAAGCUGCUCAGCGGACCAGAGCGGACGAGGACAGGAGAGAGAUCCACGUGGACAGCGAAGAUGAUACCAGCGGCGGUGCUCUCACCAUCUCUGACACCGCCUACAGCCCGUGUGCCAGCCUGGUGCCCACGCCGGUGGAGGAAGCUCAGGGCGGCCUGGAGCUACUGUUUCAGAGUCCUGCACGUCUGCUGAAGGAGCUGCAUGCCGACCCGGACAUGCAGAGGGAGCUUCAGGCGGAGCGGCAGAGGGAGGCGGACAGAGAGGCCUUUCGGCAGUCAAUCUGCCAUCCGUCAUCGGGACGCCAGCAGAUGCAGGCGUGCCUCCGCAGCGCUGCCCGUCUAGUGCUGAUGGCCACAGGUCUCCUCAUGAUCCUGCUGCCACUCCUCCUCGUCCUGCUGGAGUCGGAUCUGGACAUCUCCUUCCUGCACGACAUCCGGCAGACGCCCGAGUUCGAGCAGUUUCACUACGAGUACUACUGCCCGCUCCGCCGCUGGUUCCUCUGCAAGCUCCAGAUCAUGACGGAGCAGCUUUCAGGGAGUGAAUAGGGUUGGGAAUGAAACCAGAAGGACAGGUUUGCUCUCCUACAUGGGUUAUUCAUUCACAUCUUCUUUUUUUCUUUGCGGAUCAUGCUGAUAAUAAGUUGCUGUAGCAGAUAUUGAGACUGGCUGUUGUUUUAGCUGUAGCUUUUCUUUUCAUGCCGGACUGCAGCACCUUCAGCUCUGUAGAGUUCAGAAAAAGGUGUACAAAAAGCACAGCUCUGAAAUACAUCAUACAUUUCAACAUCGACUAUGGUUAUGUACGACUUUCUAUACUUUUCAUUCAUUUCAUC
Danio aesculapii is the source of this 2163-nucleotide messenger RNA. RefSeq names its product FERM domain containing 3 (gene frmd3). NCBI's taxonomy places the organism in Eukaryota, Metazoa, Chordata, Actinopteri, Cypriniformes, Danionidae. The record is from RefSeq and is a predicted model, not a curated record. Gene Ontology annotation, cellular component: cytoskeleton. The transcript is spliced from 14 exons. Gene Ontology annotation, molecular function: cytoskeletal protein binding. Bases 68 to 1879 code for a protein of 603 amino acids.